Messenger RNA from Cheilinus undulatus (humphead wrasse), 2133 nucleotides. RefSeq names its product hematopoietic cell-specific Lyn substrate 1 (gene hcls1). The coding region runs from base 112 to 1653 and encodes 513 amino acids. Gene Ontology annotation, molecular function: actin filament binding. NCBI's taxonomy places the organism in Eukaryota, Metazoa, Chordata, Actinopteri, Labriformes, Labridae. The record is from RefSeq and is a predicted model, not a curated record. Gene Ontology annotation, biological process: regulation of actin filament polymerization. The transcript is spliced from 14 exons. Gene Ontology annotation, cellular component: actin filament; cortical actin cytoskeleton; site of polarized growth.
CGCGUUCACGCGUCCAUCAAACUGUCAAAACUUGUGUGAAGACCUUGAAGAGCACUUUGCUUGAGUGAUAACCACUUCAACCACGGUAAACAUUUGUGCUAGCAGACAAAGAUGUGGAAGUCAGUCGUGGGCCACAAUGUGAGCAUGAAGGUGGCUGCAGAAGGGGACGACUGGGAGACUGACCCUGAUUUUGAGAAUGACGUGUCAGAGCAGGAGCAGAGGUGGGGAGCAAAGACCAUCGAAGGCUCGGGCCGCAAAGAGCACAUCAGUGUUGCAGAGCUCAGAAACAGAGUGACCAAGGAACAUGAGCAGGUGAAGCUGAAGGAUGACACUCCCAAAGCAUCGUAUGGAUAUGGAGGGAAGUUUGGAGUGGAGAAGGACCGAAUGGACAAGGUGGCUUUGGGGCAUGACUACGUGGCACAAGUGGACCAGCACUCCUCUCAGAAAGAUGCAGCAAAAGGGUUUGGUGGGAAAUACGGUGUUCAGAAAGACCGUGUUGACAAGUCUGCCAUGGGCUUUGAAUACAAAGGAGAGGUGCAGCAACAUGCAUCUCAGAAAGAUUACUCAAAGGGCUUUGGAGGAAAGUACGGGGUGGAGAAGGAAAAAGUGGACAAGGCCGCUCUGGGGUACGACUACAAAGGCCAGACAGAGAAGCACCAGUCACAGAAAGGUGAGUUUAAUUUAAAGCAGUGUAUUUUCAGCAUCAGAUUUGACACUUUUUUUUGUGAAAUCAGAUCCUCUUUGAUGUACUUUUCAAUUUCCCACUCAGACUAUUCAAAGGGAUUUGGAGGGAAGUAUGGAGUAGAGAAGGAGAAGGUGGACAAAGCUGCGUUAGGCUACGAUUACAAAGGCGAGACGGAGAAGCAUCAGUCACAGAAAGAUUAUUCAGCGGGCUUUGGGGGUCGUUACGGAGUACAGGCAGACCGUAUGGAUAAGAGCGCAUCUGGCUUCUCAGACAUCGACUCCCCCUCCUCCGCUUAUGAAAAGACACAACCAAUAGAGGCCUCAAGUUCAGGAGCAGGAAAACUGAAGGCCCGUUUUGAGAACAUGGCCAAGGCUUCGGAGGAGGAGAACAGGAAGAAAGCAGAGGAGGAGAGAGCGAGAAGACAAGCCAGAGAGAGCCGAGAAAGAGAGGCAGCCAAACACAGGCAGGAGGAGGAGAGCCGCAGAGAGCAGGAAGUUCAACCACCAGUUGUUCCAGAUAUGAGAGAGUGUUCUAUGCCACAGCAAGAAAUCCACCAGCACAUGCCCGAGAUAGAAGAAACACCAGAGCCAGAACCGGAGGAUGCAGAGUAUGAGGAGCCCCCAGCUCUGCCCCCACGCUCUGAGGAUUUACUGGAUGAUGAAGUCGAUGCUCCACCCCUGCCUCAAAGGUCAGCAGAUGUGGAGGAAGAGGACGAUGAGGGGGACUAUGACAAUCUCGCUGAACCACCUCCUGUACCGACAGAGACGGACCACGACUAUGAGGACCUGUCAUGUGGCCAGAGGGCAGUUGCAAUUUAUGACUAUGAAGGAGAGGCCGACGACGAAAUCUCCUUCAACCCAGAUGACAUCAUCACCAAUAUUGAGAUGAUUGACGAGGGCUGGUGGAAGGGACAGUGUCACGGACAGAUCGGCCUCUUCCCAGCUGCUUAUGUUAAGCUAAUGGACUGAGCUGCAUGCUCAAUGGGCAUCUUGCAAUCACAGGUUUAAGGUGGUAAAAGUUCAUUUCAUCAUCGUAUUUAUGAAACUGAUCUCUGCAAAUUUGUACUUAAAUGGCUUCUAAUAAAAUUAUUUCUAUACUUGUCAAUCAAUGCAUUCACAUGAGAAACAAGGACUUGGAUCAUGUAGCAGCAAUGAUCUGAUUGAACAAAUAAACAGUUUAACUGGCAAGUUUGUGGGGUGACAACUUUUAUUUGUCAUUAGUUUCAACCUUCAGUCCUAACAGCAUAUUGUUUUGCCUCUCUUAAUGGAAUCCUGGGUUAUUAUGAUGAUAGUGUGUCUGUGUUUGAGAUAAUUCUGCUUUAAUGAAUAAUUCAGAGUAAACUAAGGUAACGAAAUAGAAAAAAAAAAAGAUGAUAGCAUCAUCCAGUAAGACAUGACUGUUAUCUCUACAAAAUUUUGCAUGAAUCAUUUAUAGCAGGGGAUACAGGG